AAUUAUCGAAGAAGUGAGAAUAAGGCUUAGUUAUCUACCAUUUUUCCAUUGUACAAUGCGUACUGAAUGAAAUGUAUCCAGAGUGGGAACGAGCACUAGUCUGACCUCCCAUUUAUCGCAGCGAAUUUAUGGAAGCGAUUCAAGCGAAAGCGGUAGCGAAUCCAUCGUAGGUACAACUUACUCAAAAGAUUAUCGGACGGCAAAAUCAUCACAAAGCUCCUUGAACACCAAGAAGAGCCAAAAGUCAUCUACAUCCACAAGGGCUGAGUCAGAAUGGCUUGACUUCUCACUUGUCGGUGUUGAUAGCGAGGAUCUCGCUGGAUACAGUAAAGAAGUCAUGCAUUCCGAUGUCUACAACUUUAUACUCGAAGAUCUCCUGGAUCAUGAGCGAACUGCUGCUCGAGAUUUCCGACUAGUUUGUGAGAACUUACCUCGAUUGGUAGAGCCGUUGUUGGAAAGUUCUGCUGUGGCUGUACAGUUGACCAAGAAACUCAAAGAGCUGAGGGAUGCCCAAGCCAAGUUCUUGGAAGAACUGAGUAGCAUAGAAAACGCUUCACAACUUGCACAACGAUUACUAUGCGUAACGCAUAAUGUUCUGCCAAUCUACACCUCACUCUUGGAACAAUAUCCAAUCUACAUCGCUGCACUCGACCAACUGAGCAAGAAUAACUUGGAAUUCCGCAGUGCGAUCAGCAAGCUUGAGGAGUCAGGUCAAUGCUACAUAGCCUUCAACUGGAUUCUGUUGAAGAUCCUUCACCGACUGAUUGCUUGGCGACCGGUACGUCAAAUUUUGUGGGUGCCAUAG
Cylicostephanus goldi is the source of this 805-nucleotide messenger RNA. The record is from the annotation of a GenBank genome assembly. Lineage: Eukaryota; Metazoa; Nematoda; Chromadorea; Rhabditida; Strongylidae.